UCUGAGCUUUUGGCGUGUCGCGCGGUUUGAUGGUUUACGAAACAAGUCCGUAAACUGUACCUUACAGAGGGUAUUUUUUUUAGGGUCUUUUUCUUUUUAAGUUAUAUAGACACUUAAAAUGUGCCGUAACAGAUGUGUGGAUAAUUUUUGAGAGUUUUCUUUUUCAUUUUAUUUCAACGUUUUUGAAAGUGCUUUCAGCUCUUGCGUCGUGAAGAGGCUUUUCAGAAGGCCGCUUUGCAAGGCGGCUUGCUGCUUUCGGAUUAAGAAAAUUAACUGCGGAAGUACUCAAAGGGGGAGAAUUCCUAUCAAAUUUGCCACUGGAGAAAACUUAAUGACGCAGUCGAACGCCGCCCCUUUUCUUUCUGGUCUGUGCUGCCGGCUAUGUUCGCUUUUCGUGCCGACAUGCGUAUAAAAAAAAGAGCGAGCGAAAAAAAAGAAGAAAAGAAGCAAGAUUGUUCGCAGUCCUUCGGCGCGUUCCCUGAUGCUGCAAACGCAGCAGCCCCGAAUUUGAUGAUAAUAGCCCGGUCGUCGUGUGCUGCACCAGUUUCCUGCCCAAGGCUGUCGCGCGUCACGUUUGCUGCACGGACGGCUGGUAUGCGCGCGUCUGUUGACCCGUUUCGGAAGGCUACGGUGUAAUAAGCGCUUCUCGCCAGCACAAGCAAAAGUAACGGGAAGUCCAGUCUAGACGGCGGUGGCAAAAAGAACAGCUUUCCCGGGCUGCACGUUCUUGACAAUGACCUGGUUCGGUCCAGACGCGCCGUGUUUUCGAACGCGGCACCGUACACAGUCGACCGAGCCAGCCUUGACGGCCCUCCCGUGGGUUCCUUCGUGGCCAAGCAGUUCACUGGGGCCCAUCGACCGGCCGCGGUGAAGCCGGUGGCCCAUGCCAGGGGCACGUUGUCGUCGCUGCGGUCGCCGGACAUGCUGAGGGGCAGCAGGCAGCCCAAGGAACAGCCCGACGAGUGUGGUGAGCCAAGCCGGAGGCCGUGCAAGGCCAGGCAGCAGCAGCAGCCACCGCUGCCCUCGGCGCGACAGCCGGCCGCUCGUCGCCGCACGCCGCCUGAUGGCGGUCCUAGCCGGCGGCCAGCGGCCGGCGCAGCUCGUGUUCGACCUGAGCCGGCGGUGGCGGCACGAGGCUUCCGCUACGUGACGGUGCAGCAGCAGCGCCGUGUGGCGCCCCGGCGGGCCGGCGACCUGGAGGACUCCGCAGUGGCAGAUGACGAGCGGCGCGACGUUGCGCCGCUGGUGAUGGUGCGCGAUGGUGAUGAUGCACUCUUGCUUGACAGCAGGCCUGAGGAUGGCGCUGCCGCGGAGAAGGCCACGUCGGCCAUUGCGGUCAGCGCCGAUGAGGACGUCCAGGCCAGGGACACAUCGCCUGAUGGUCGCUUUCUCAAGUUCGAGGAGGAAAUUGGUCGCGGGUCCUUCAAGACUGUAUACAAGGGGUUGGACACUGCCACGGGGGUGGCUGUCGCCUGGUGCGAGCUUCAGGAGCGACUGAACAAGAGUGAACGACAGCGCUUCCGUGAGGAGGCCGAGAUGCUGAAGGGCCUUCAGCACCCCAACAUUGUGCGCUUCUUUGACUACUGGGAGGUGAACACAGCGAAGCGCAAGUUCCUGGUGCUUAUCACGGAGCUCAUGACAUCAGGCACACUCAAGACGUACCUGCGCCGCUUCAAGAAGAUCAACAUGAAAGUUCUCAAGUCGUGGUGCCGCCAAAUUCUCAAGGGCCUGCAUUUCCUGCAUUCGCGGCCGCCACCUAUCAUCCACCGUGACCUCAAGUGUGACAACAUCUUCAUCACAGGCACCACAGGCUCGGUCAAGAUUGGAGACCUGGGCCUGGCCACCCUCAAGAACCGCUCUUUUGCUAAGAGUGUCAUUGGUACUCCCGAGUUCAUGGCCCCUGAGAUGUAUGAAGAGCACUAUGAUGAAUCGGUGGAUGUGUAUGCCUUUGGCAUGUGCAUGCUGGAGAUGGCAACAUCCGAAUACCCCUACUCGGAGUGCAGCGGGCCGGCCCAAAUUUACAAGAAGGUCACCACGGGUGUGCGGCCCCAGUGCUUUGACAAGGUGGAGAGCGCAGAGCUACGAGACAUCAUUGGCCAAUGCAUACGGCUCAAGAAAGAGGAAAGGCCAACCGUGAAGGAGCUUCUGCAGCUGGACUUCUUCCAGGAGGACAUGGGCCUCAAAGUUGAGUUUGUCAACCGUGAGGAAAGCCUGGCAGGGGGUGCUGACAAGGUGGAGCUGCGGCUGCGCGUGCUGGAUCCCAAGAAACGCAAGGACAAGCACCGUGAGAACGAGGCCAUACAGUUUGAGUUCCACGUAGAGAAUGACAACCCCGACGAGAUAGCCAAGGCUAUGGCCCUGACGGGUAUCAUAAUGGAAGAGGAUACCCGCAUUGUGGCCAUGCUCAUCCGAAACCAGAUCGCUGCCCUGGUGCGUGACCGGCAGCACCUGCAGAUGCAAGCAGCUACCACGCUGGUGACACAAGCAGCACAGCAGGCUGCCACUGCGCCGCCAUUGCAGCAGCCAGUGGCCGAUGGUCAUAUCGAGGCAGCCGAUGCAAGUGAGCAGGCAGUGCAGCAGCCCCCCGCCCACAGUGUGCCUUCAAGCAUCGCCGAGAGCGCCUUGUCUGCCGAAGGCUCUCCAGAGGACACACUCCAUGCGCCUCCGGUGGACCCGGCCCACCGGACUGUGCCCCUGCAGAGUGCCUUCAUGCCCCCAAUUGUGCCCUCAACAGCUGGACAGCAACCGGCCAGUCGGCAGCCUCCCAUGCAGCAGGUUGUCACGCAGCAGCCACAGUAUGCGAGCGUUAUGGCCGUUUCGGCAGCGCCAGUCAGCCCCCACACGAGUCCAGCCCCCCACGCGGCGCAGGUUUCAGCACCACCCCCCCAGCCGGCACCCAGUGGAGCAGCAGCGACGGAUGCUCAGCUGCCGCCGCAGGAUGAACUCCUGCCUUUGGCCCAUGACACGGAAACCGUGCAGCCCUUCUGUCAACCCACACUCAUUUCUUCUCAGCUCUAUGAUGACCUGCGUGGUGACAGUGCCUCUGCUCUGGACUCUGCAAGCGAGGCAAGUGACCUGACAGACUCAAGCGCACGAGAGAAAGCACGAAAAAAGGUGCCCAAGCGGCGACGAGGGGCCCAGGUGGAGCAGCGCUGGCCUCGUCUGCUAGUUCUCUCUGUUGAAGGGGGCUCAGUGGUUGAGUGCCAGCUCGAGUCGUCCAAGGGCAAGACAGUCACCUUCAAGUUCGACAUACACGACAUGUUUCCCAGAGACAUUGCCAACAACCUGGUGGUGACGAACCUGCUCGCCGAGCAACACGCAGACAUGUUUGUGGAGCAGGUACAGGACAUUGUGCAGCAGCUAAAGGAGCACCCGGAGCGACUGCCCAUUGUGUCCAGCCAACCCACAGACGGGCGGCUGAGCUUUGAGAACAUGGAGAACAGCAUCAUGCCAGCCACCCGUCCCCCCGAGAAGGAACCGAGCGAGCCACCUGGGUCGUGUCAAGGCUCACCAGUGCGCCAGCUCAAGCCCCUGACAGCUCAAUUUCAGCAGGCUGUCACUACUGGCCACUUGGCUCCCAGUCCUGUGGAGGAGCAGGCACCUCCAUUCCCACCCUUGACACAGCCAGUCAUCAGCACCAGCCCGCCAGUUCCCAUGGUGCAGCCUCCAACACCGGUCGCCAAAGUGGUUCCUGCUCAGGUGAUUCCAGAAGGGGAUUCCAGCUCAAGGCUACCCUCGCCAUGUGGGGACGACAAGCAGGCGCCACUGAGCUGCCCUUCCUCCACUGCUGUCGCUGCUAAUGCUACUACCGCCGCUGCCACACCCCCCUCCUCUUCUGUCGCUAGCGCUCUUCCUACGCAAGUCGAAGUGCGGCCACCAGCCGAUGCAGCCACGCCCCACUGUGCCACUCCGCAUGCACUGAGCAGUGAGAACAGCUUUUCAGAGUCAGAGCCUGGAAGCACGCUGCCCCAACAAGCAUACACCGUUGUCACAGACCUCGGCCACCUGCAGCAGAGGCUGGUGGAGUUGACUACCCCAAGCAGCCACCCUGCAACAGACUCUGCUCUUGUGCCAGCCGAGACCCCUGCAGCCAGCAUAGCCCCUGUCGAGCCAGGAGCUGCAGCCCCUGCUUCACCCAAGCACGUGCCGGCGCACAGUGUGGCAGCAUCCGUGGCUGCUGUGUCCGCUGCCCCCCCUGCUGUGGUGACUGUGGCACCGUCCAGCUCGCGGCCCUCGUCAGUACCACCUGAGCGCAAGCCUGCCGUAGCAACCAACCUGGAGGACUUGAAGCUGGAGCUGCAGAAACUGCACGGCAACACCAUGAAGAGUAACAUUGAGCAAGGGCUGCAGGCCAUAUUCUCACAGAACACUGUGGCCCCAGUUCUGACACCUGCGCACUCGCAGCCGCAGGUGCCGCCGCUCUCUGCUUUUGUGCAGGUGUUUGCAGAGCACCCAGCCACUGUCUCGCACUCUGUGGGAGCUGUAAUGCCACAGGCAACUUCAGCAGCACCAGUCUUGUCGACAACGUUGGUUCCUGUGUGCACCCAAUCGGUGGGCCAGAUUUCUACUGAUACUGGCAGCAACAUUCCAGUGCCACUGGUGACACUCGCAGACAAUGUGGGUAGCACAGCAGCCACUGAAGCCACUGCAUCACCUGUGUCAGCACCCUGCACCUUGCUGGAGCCUGCUGUAAUUCGGCCACAAGGCAUACUCCUUGCACAGCCUGCAUCCAGUGCAGUUGGGCCAUCUACGGCAGGUCGCUUUUCCCGCUUCCAUGUGACCCCUGUUCGUGAUGACCCUCUCCUUGGGAGUUCCACCAGCCUGCCAUCAACGCCAUCAUCGUCCUUUACAAGCACUCUGGCCCCAACACCAUCCAUGACCACUGCUGCUUCGGUUACCGCAACUGAGGCGCCAACGGUUGCCACCACGGCCACCUCGCCCAUUCCACCACUGCCUCUAGCAUCGACUACCACAUACCCCCAUGAAACGGCAGUUCACAACUAUGACGAUGGGGAAGUGACUCGUGGUGGCUACGUGGUGAGCACGGCCACACAGACCAGCACCACGGAAAUGAAAGCAGCGGCGACUCAGCCACCUGUACCAGUGAGCUGUGGUCGCUUCCAAGUGACCACUGUGGUGGACGAUAUUGCAGCUACUGGUCUGCUAGCCAAGCAAAAGCCACCAGCCAUAGACCUUGACGAGCACACCAAGUGGCAGCCCUGUGGUUCACCUCCUCCUCCACUCUCCCGUCACACACUGCACCCUGAGCGGCCGUCUGCCCGGGGCCGCCUUGCUGCCCAUCUCUUCAGCCAUGACUCAUCAUGCCAAACAUUGGACGACUGCCCUGACCCGUACGCCACAUUCCCGUAUGGUGCAGACAAGCGUCUUGACCCCCCAACCUCUCUCGAACUUGCCCUGGCCAAGAUUAUGCGUGGCUACCUGCGUUCCUCUGACUCUGGUGGUGACCUUUCCUCGCUGUCACAAGCCUCCCUGGAAUCGCUGGCACCAGCCAGUGAGGCUUGGAAAGUUCGUGUGCAUGUGCGCGACGCUGAGGUGCAGACGGAGCGGCCACUGCAGAAGAAUGCCUGUGUCGGCACCAUGUCUCCCCAGUUGACACCACGACGCUUCUUGCUCUCCCUGGAGCCCCCGACACUGGCCAAGGCACGCAGCCUGUCAUCCCUGAGCCCCAAGGAAGGCUGUGAACGCUGUGCAGGCCUGAGCCCCGCGGUGUCCCCACCCUGGAGCUCGCCCUGCAGCUCGCCACCGCUGCAGCGCCGCAGUGCCCCACGCGCAAUUCCAGUGGGCAGUGCUGAGAGGGUGCGCGGUGCAAGCCUGGUUGACUGUGGGCGCAGCCUCUCCCUGAGCCAGUUUUUGUUGGCCUCUUCUGUGCUGCAGGCGGCUCUCACCUCAGACCAGACACAGGAGCCAGAAGAGCCAGACGACCCAGAGGAAUUUCUCAAGCAGCUGCUAGCACGGCAGCAGCGUGAGCGAGAGGACUUGGAGAAUCGGCACCGUCGUGAACUGGAGUGGUUGCGGCAGUGCCUCCGAGGCACAGCAUGGCCCCUGUGUGAGGCACCCAAUGGGGCGGGGCCCCCCGCACCACGCCUGCUGCCGCACUCACAGUCGGCACCGCACUUCCCUCGCCACAUUCCGCCUCUGUCGACAUCGCCUGAGUGGCACAGCCCUCCUCUGCAUCUGGCCUCCCUGGAACGAGGGGCUCUGCAUCGUUCCAACUCUGAAGGCCUGCCGCCCGAGCCCGUUGGUGGUAGACCUGUGGGCCGCACUCGAACCCUCACCGAUGACCUUCUGAGGUUGGUGCAGCUGAAUGGCGCAGCAGCACGGGCAUGCCCCACAUCCCUGAGCCCAGAGCCUAAGCCCACACUUCACCAGCUGAUGCAGCAGAGGCACAGCACAGUAGCCCUGAAGGAAGGAGCCCCCGUAUAUCCACCCCUGCAGUUUGGACGAGGCAUGCACCGUCACCAGUGAUGACUCUUCAAAGUGGACGCACUUUGAGCACCACUGUGCAAGAAUAUCAGCUCUUCAAGUGCCCCGGAGCUUUCCCUGCAUGGCAGCCAAGAGAAAAAUAGAAUUUCCAUGCUUCACUGCUUUCAUACGCACUUUUUGUGCAGGAACCUGCCACACCAUGUUUGCGGCAGAGCCUUGAGCAGUUUUACAUCUAAGGGAAAAUGAAUUCCUCUACCACCAUUCCCACACUUCGCAGGAGCAAGCAUUACACUCGCUGCUUUUAGGUACAGUUAUUCACUCGUCCCGUCAGGGUUGCAUUUUUAUGGUUGCUCAGCAUUGUAGAUCAACUUUUGUUGAAUAUGCUGGUCUCCUGCAGUGGCUAAUCACUCACUUUUAAUGGGGUGAUCUUUUUUCCUCGUUCUCAACGGAGCCUAAGCCUGACAAGGAAUGUGCUCUUGGUUCUGUGCUGUCGUCUGCUUUGAAGGAGAGGACCAGCUUCAAAGUGCAGAGCCAGAUGUUGAGGCUCUUUGAGUCAACUGUUGAUGCAUACAUGCAUAGCAGUGCAAGGCAGUCCCCCCCCCCUUCUUCUCUGUGACCAGUGCUGAGAAUUUAGCAUGCCAUCUCGUGAAGGAGGUGGGCGUCCAUUUUUGUGGCCUCUCUUUCUUUGCUCUGUUUUAUUGGCAAGUUCGGUGCACAUAGUGAAGGGGCCAGCAUCUGAACAGAUAUGCACAGUGACCAGCAGUCCUCUGCUUUGAUGACUUACAGCCUUGUCGUUCCCUGUUGUCGAUUAGCUGAGGCGUAGAUGAACCACAUUUCUUUCAACUGAUGGAAUCCUCCUCGCACAAGGGAGAGGAGCACAGUCUUCCGUGAAGGUGGUGAUUUUUAGGUGUCCCAUUUUUUUAUCUGUGUCUCUUUCUUCAUGGCACGUGACAGUGAUGUUGGAGCAAGUGCAAGUGUUGACUGUCACGUGAGUGAAUGGCUGCCUAUGUGAGAGGAGGAAGACUUUUCGAGUGAGUGAUGACCACAGGUGUAGAGACAUCAUGGCACCUGCGCCCCCCGCCCCCCCUCAUUUUGUUUACCUAUCUCGUUUCUUUUAUUGCUGCAAGCAAUUUUUCUGGUGCUGUGGCAGCAGCAACUGGACAUUUAUUAGAAUGCUUGCUUAAUGAUGUAGAGAAAAAAAUGCAAGUUUCUAGGUAAUAUUCGUACAUAUUUAAUAAUAAAAAGGAUGCUGUAUACAA
Molecule: messenger RNA, 7703 nt
Organism: Dermacentor albipictus
Lineage: Eukaryota; Metazoa; Arthropoda; Arachnida; Ixodida; Ixodidae
Gene: Wnk
Product: Wnk kinase
Biological process (GO): protein phosphorylation; intracellular signal transduction; positive regulation of potassium ion import across plasma membrane
Cellular component (GO): cytoplasm
Molecular function (GO): ATP binding; protein serine/threonine kinase activity; potassium channel inhibitor activity
Source: RefSeq, a predicted model, not a curated record